CUGAGCCACCACCACCACCACCACCGCCUCCACCUCCCCCGGAGCCCCGAGCGAGAACCAUGGAGGAGAUCAACAGCGUCGAAGUGGGUCCGUGCGCGGAGUCCGAGUACCUGAAGCCGCUGCGGGUGCACUACAACCAGAAUGGCACAAAGAAGACCUGGGACUUCAUGCAAACACAUGACAGUGUAUCAGUGCUGAUCUUCAACACCACCUCUCAUUGUUUUGUCCUUGUCAAGCAGUUCCGUCCAGCCGUAUACAUGUGUGAGUGGGAAAGGAGCAAGAAGCAGCCGCCUCAGCCUGCUGACAAAGCCGAGGAGGGCGCUGCCGAAGCCGCGGCCCCCGAGUCUCCCCAGGAGGGCCAGUCGGCCUCGGAGGGGGAGAGCUCCUCUCAGUUUCCCCCGGCCUCAGCGGGGGUCACCUACGAGCUGUGUGCCGGGCUGGUGGACAAACCCGACCUCUCGCUGGAGGAGAUCGCCCGGCAAGAGGUGCUGGAGGAGUGUGGCUACGAUAUUCCUGCCGCUAAGCUGAAGAGGAUUACUUCUUACAGGUCAGGCGUCGGUGUAACGGGCGCCAAGCAGACCCUGUUCUACGCCGAGGUGUCCGACGACAACUGCGUGGGCGCGGGCGGAGGUGAGCCACGGGAGGGCGAGCUCAUCGAGGUGGUGAAGGUCCCGCUGCACGAGGCCAUGACGUUCGCCUACGACGAGCGUAUACCCAAAACCAUGGGCGUCAUUUUUAGCUUCAUCUGGUUCCACAAUAACAUGUCUCCCAAGUACAAGAUCUCAACUAACGUGUAACUAGUAUUUACAAAACCCUUCUUUCAAAACAAUUAUUCCAAAUUAAAUGAAACACUGGCCCAGCACAUCCAUUCUUCCCCCUUAUGGCUCUUGAUCCUGUGUUGCCUUUUUGCUGAGUGGCACACGACGGAGGGUGGGCCCCUCGUCGUGGGGCCGGCAGGUUCCUUUAAGUUUUGUCCCGUUUACCUUUUCAGAUUUGAUGUGGUCUUAAAUCAUUUCCCUCAAAAAGAAAUUUGCCAUAGCUGGUCGUCUCUGGCACUUUUUUUUUCACGUUUUUUUUUAUUUUUAUUCUAUGUAUGUUAAUUAUCUUACUUACUGUGCCAUCUGUUAAAACAUGGCUGGAUAUCACUGAUUUCAUUUGCUUGCCCUUGAUUAGAGGAAUUCUCCACUGAUCUAAUUAAGGAUCUUGAAUGUGACCUUUAAAAAAUCUGUUGCUGGUUGUGAGAAGAAUAUUAUCGUUCCUCGAACUCGACUCUGAGCAUUCCUGCAAAAACACAAUCACUGGGAAACUCUCACCUCACAUCAGAUAUCGUAAACACAACUUUUCUGACUUUUGAAAAUCAUCCUGUCAGGGAAACAUGACGUCAUCUACCUUGAAUCCACCUCACAUGUUCUCUCACAGUAAACCAAUCUCCACUCUGCGCUCUCUCACCGCCGUGUUAGUGGAAUCUUACAACGAUCGUGAUUUCGUGAACUCACUGAGGAUCAACAUGGAAAUUUCCUCUUCCACCAUCCACCCUGUACGAUGUGAACUUGGCAUCGAGCCACUCACCAGCCACGUGCCCCUGGUUACCUCCAGUCAGCUGACAUUUCUUAUUUUAUUUUUAUGGAGUCUUACUCAUGCUCAAACAUUUCAACCUGAACGUUAGAAUCGAACAUUUAGUAUUUACAGCAUCAGCUUUUUCACCAUUGUUCUUAUCGCUAAUGCAAAAAUAACAAACCAGUGGAGUAUUCCUUUAAGCCAUGAUCCAGUCCUGCAAAGACUAUGCUGUUUAAUCGUGGGGCCUUGUAUCGACGGGGGGGUGGAGUCAGGCGCGUGUGUUUGUUAACCACCACUUGUUCAGGCAUGCCUCAAUUAAUCUAUCUGAUCCACAGCCUUGGAGCAAUACGUAUCACAGCACCCCUCGGGCUGAACCAUCCCUCAGUGUUGCUGAGCUCCUUCACCGCUCAGACAGAGCACACGCCUUCCUCUGCACCGGGGCCCCGCCUCCCAGUGAGUCAUCGUAGUCCAGCUCAAUCUGAAGCGUCCUGUACUAGGUUAGUCGUAGACAUGACACACAGAACUUUAUCUCAUGUAUUCACGGUUAUAGGAAUAAGAAAUAAGCUACAGUGGGUUUGUUUUUCAGGGGUUAUCUAGGGAAUAUCAGUCCGACCAAAAGAGGUGGUCUCAGUCUGGUUCAGUUCGUUUGCAGUCUGAAAACAUUUUUGGGGAUCGUUUGGACUUUAAAGAAAAGUCGUAGGAUUGACUUCCGUCUUUGCCUCCCACUAAAUAUUGUCAAGGACGUUCAUUUGGCGCAUUUGAACUAGUAUCCAGGACUGGUUACUGAUCCUGGUAGUAAUACUAUAAUGGUAUAACAGUGGGAACCUAGUUAACAAACUGAAUUUCUUGAGUCAUUUUGAUGAAUUGAAGUCAGACACACGCCCGUCUACUAACCACCCGAUCUCUACUGUAGGUAGACGCAGCCCACAGUGCGUGUGUCAUAAAAAUCUUUUAUUUAAUGCGCUCCCUUAAAUUCUGAUAUGAAACCAAAGCUGAUCAGAUCAAUUUAAACAAAGUAAUAAAGACUUUCAGUGUGAAAAACACCCUAAGAACCAGAUAUUUUGGCUCUAACCUGAACAUCUUAAGAUACCUUUUCUGUUUUUUUACCCUGGAGGACAUGUUGCUCUCUGAGAUACAGACACAGCCUGGAGGUUUGAACACAGCAGUGCAGAGUUUAGAAGCAGUCAAACCAUCUGACACAUUGCCUUGAACGAUAAUUCAUUUUGGAGUUCCAGCGCAAUACAUAUUGGGAAUCGUCAUUCACACUAAUCUCACAGAGUUGAUCUCCAACAGAACUUUGUCUAAAAAUCUCAGGUCCAAAUCAUCAAGCGUUUUGGCCGUUCAGGGAAAAUCCUCUGAGCGUGACGAUGACCAGCAACUUACGAUAUUAUCAUAUUUCCAAAAGUCACUUGCAGCCAAGAGGCGUCAAGGUUCUUACUCCUCUUACUGCCGUGUGUAUUAGUAUUUUUCUUCAUUCACAAAAAGGGCUGGUACUUCAUCUAUGAUUUAAAAAACCGUGACAAGACACAAAUUCCCCCCCCACCUCCUCGUUUUGUUAAAAAUAUGCAAGUACUGAAGCAGAGCUGUUUUUAGAAAAUCACUGCCCACCUAAAAAACAAACAACCCCCAUCUCAUUAUUUUUACAUUUCUAGAGUCGGAUAGAAAUAGAAGUAGAAUAGAAGCACGCUGGCAGAUCUUGCCGGUGAUUUCACGUCUAACCAGGUUUCAGAUCUUCUUAUCGUGCACCAGUGGUUUGUACUGGGAGCUGUUUAAAAACUGACCUGCCUGAAUAACCUGGUGGUUUGGUGAAUUUUGUUAUUUUUUUUGUAAGUAUUUGUAAGGAUUCUAAGUGCAAUGUUUAUAACACCUUAAAAUCCCAAAACAGAGUUAAAACAAGUUCCGGUCCUAAACUCACUGGGUUUUUUUUUUCUUCAACCAGUGAGACCAUUAUGAAAUACUCAAGGUCGAUGUAAAAAAUUAUUUAACAUCUUGUUUUUCUGGUUUACGAGCCUGAGGAACAGCUGACAAUCAAACGCCAACACUUGUCAUUUGUGGCCCAUAGUACCUUGUGUGUUGUUUUGUAGUUGUGUUCUUUCGUUGAGUUGUUGGAUGUUUGUUCUCGUCCCUCAUGAAUCUCCUGAAUCUCCCAGCGGUUCUCUCUGAAGAGGACUUGGCCUCGUUUCAUCCCUAUCUGGUGCCACUCGGGCUCGAAAUCGAUUGUUCUCAUCUGCACAAAUUAACAAAAUAUAUCAGAAUUAAUCCACCGAACUAAAUAUGUUUAGUUAGGUGGCAAAGAGAAAUAUUUGAGAAUGAAUUUCCAACCAAACUGUGUAGGAACAUAUGCAUUCAACCCGUAAAGCCAUAUUUAAGUCCCUCUACGGCCCGAUUAUUGAGUUUCUUAUCCAUUGGAGACCUUUCCUCGAUGUAGGAUUUUCUAGUUUAACUGGAGCAGCUUGAAUUUUUUUUUUAUUCAUUAUUUUAUGUUCAUGUCUUUUUCAAAACAACUCUCGUUUGGUAAAUUGAUCCAUAAUCUCUCAGGAGUAAUGAGGUUUUUCAAGCCUUUUGAAUAAAUGUCGGUAUUAAGUCUGAAUUUAGAUCAAACUUUUCAAAUACUUUCAAACUACAGGAAUUAGAUAUUAGGAGUUGGGACACUUUGGAAAGAUGUGGAAAGCACCUUUGGAAAAUGAGACAUAUUAAUUUCAUAUUAGGUUUAUUGUUUUACCUUGGGUUAAUACUUUAAAAAGGUUUGCACUCUUAUAUUCAGAAAACACAACUUUCCUCUAACGGUCAAUUGAACUUUUACAUUCACAAAAAAACCUUUAUAACACAAUCGAGGAAAGAAAUCAUAUUUGUCCUUUAACAAUAUUUUUAACUGCACCUCACAUCGUUAUAAUCAAUAUGUUUAAAUGUCUUUUUAUUUGGCAGCUUAUCCUCCUUCACCUUAUUUCAUCCACCUCCACCCCUCUUUCCUUCUAACGCUGAUCUCAGUGGUUUGAUGACGGAUUUCCAAACGGUGCUCCCAGUUUUCCAAUGUCCUUGUCUGGUUUGAGUUGUGACUAAUGAAAGUGGCCGCUUGUCUUCGGUUUGACUCUUGAUUAUCUGUCGCCCACACGUGAACACAUUUUACAGGUCUCAGCCAUAAUCAGUGCAGAGUUGACGGAGACAUAUCAAACCUGUGAAUCGUGAAUAAAGAACAGUUCCUUGGCUGAAAUGAGGGCGUCUGCAAACAAAAAGCCAUUUUUACUUCUGAGGUCAGUCUGUAACUUUGUGCCUGUGAGUCGUGGAAAGCUGCCGGUUGACUUCUCCUCAGGAGCUGAAACGUUUGCUCAGUGGAACGUCGUCACAGAAUCACGAGGCCGUGUUGCUUUCAUCCCCAGCGUUUAUCUGAGCGUUCGAGUGCGAGGACGCACAGUAGCAUUAAUGAUUGACACAAGGAAAAACAAACAUCCAGUCCCAACGUCUGAUGUCGUUACUGAAGCUCGAUUGUUUUGAGAGAAUUCAGUUGCCAAAAGAAACACAACCAGUGUGGCAGCACGUCAGGUUCAGCCGGUUCAUCCAGGACCUAUACAGAACAAAUAUAAGAUGGAAAUGUGGAUUUAAGUAUAGGUCUGAGUGUUUGUUUAAGUUCAAGCUGUGGAGUCGAGAUCUGCUUCAUCAGACCCGCAGUCUGUUUUGUACUCAAACAAUUUUUUCUUACCUUUAUAAGCUACUUAGAAGUGGCUGGUUAUGUUUUUUAUUUGUUAUUAUCUUAUUCAGGUUCAAAUGUUUCUGUUCUUCUGCAUAAAAUACUAAAAUUUGAGUUAAUCCCCAAACCCCAGACUCUCGUAGUGUUGAGUUCCAGACUCGUAGACGUCAGUAAUCGUGGCAGCGUUCACGGAGGAGUUAAAGGAAGAGUUCAACUGUUUGAGAAAUGCAAUAUUUCACCUUUUUGCAAAGAAUUGGCUGUUAAAAGUGACACCGCCUCCAUGUUUGUACAGUAAUUAUGAAGCUAUAGGGACGUACCACUAAGCAAAGGGUUAAAACUACAUGCUACACGGUUUGACUCCCUACCAUGGGGCCCUUGGGCAACUUAUACCCCACUUGAAUUAAUGAGCUUUUUAGAUUUUAGAGUUAAGCUGUUCAGACCUGGUGUUAACAUCUGUCCCGAGGGAUCCAAUCACAAGGUCAGAUAUGAACAUCCCAUUCCACAAAUUAUAUGGACAUGGAUAUCGAUAUUGAAAAUGUUGAACUUUUCCUUUCCCCCUCUGUGACGAGAUGAACUCUCCCGCUGCGACAAAACUAAAUGCACCUUUGCCAGUUCAGAGUGAAGUGGUCCGACCGGCUGUGUGUUAGAUAUCAAGGCAGAUUAACAUUUGAGGUAAGGAAAUGGUCGUCUGACUGGUUCUUACCUUGUGCUGGAUUUGGAUCACUAGCCCAGAAUCCGACAUCUCUACCUCCACCACUUGUGUGGGUGUGUGUGUGUGUGUGUGUCUGUGUGUGUGCGUUCGCUCGCCCGCUUCUAAAGCAUCGACAUAUCAAAUUCCCAACGCUCACUGGUUCUCUGUGACAGAAAACCAGAUCCAUCAGUACCACGUGUUUUUCUACACGUUCCCCUCACGGCGCUGCUGUAGUUGCUUUUUCUUUUUCACCUGUGAUUGUUUUUUAAUUAAUGGUUUGUGCGCCGUUCGACAAUUUCUUACUGUAUUCUCCAGCGAUCACGAGCUGAACCACGAUUCAUCAUUUUAAAUGUCGGGUUAUUCAAAGGUGCUAUGUGUAGUAAUCUGUAUUUAAAGAAGCGGUAUUAUCCUGUUACAUUGAUAUCGACCCAGGAUGUGACGGUUCCCGGGUUCCUCUGGCGAUCGGCUCAGUUUGUGAUUCUGUGCUCAUGAAAUCCUGGAAAAAGGCACUUUUGAUUUUUUUGGGAUGAAGUCCGCUCACGUUUGCUUCUUCACUUGCAGACCGGUAGCUGAAUAUUCAGAAGCAACAGGAGGAAGAUCAAUUAUAAGAUUUGCUGCUAUGAGGCAAAGAUGACGUGUAUCUCAUUCGAUUCAUAUUUUGGUGAAAACACACACGAUACCUUUAAGCGAAAGAAGUACGAUUAGUUUCUUUUCAUCGUGAAGAGAUUUGUCCAAUUGUGAUUUUCUUUUUUUCUUUCUUUCUUGUGUCUUACUCUGAAUUUGUGUUUUUAAAAGAAAAAUAUUUUCUGGAGGAAAAAAAAAAGUACAAACACGAACAUUUCUGAAUUUCUCAUGUAUUUUAAGCUUUAUUAAAAGUGUAUACUCAUUGUGGGCAGUGAUUUCAGUAAGGUUUGGAUUUUGUUAAUUUAUUACCUUAAUGUUGAAAUGUUUAACUUUUAAAACAUGACACUUGGUACAAACAUACAGUAUAUAUUUAAAUAUGAUACUUUGCAUGUGCACUAACUGUCUUGGAUGACAUUGCAUUAAGUUGAAAUAAAAUGGGUUUGAUGCCCAAAACGUCA
This is a messenger RNA of Platichthys flesus (European flounder), 7015 nucleotides long. RefSeq names its product nudix (nucleoside diphosphate linked moiety X)-type motif 14 (gene nudt14). Gene Ontology annotation, biological process: ribose phosphate metabolic process; nucleoside phosphate metabolic process. The record is from RefSeq and is a predicted model, not a curated record. Gene Ontology annotation, molecular function: metal ion binding; UDP-sugar diphosphatase activity. NCBI's taxonomy places the organism in Eukaryota, Metazoa, Chordata, Actinopteri, Pleuronectiformes, Pleuronectidae. The coding region runs from base 60 to 797 and encodes 245 amino acids. The transcript is spliced from 5 exons.